This is a messenger RNA of Aphanomyces invadans, 1100 nucleotides long. RefSeq lists its product as hypothetical. NCBI's taxonomy places the organism in Eukaryota, Oomycota, Saprolegniomycetes, Saprolegniales, Verrucalvaceae. The transcript has a single exon. Bases 30 to 1049 code for a protein of 339 amino acids. The record is from RefSeq and is a predicted model, not a curated record.
UCGGUGGGGACGCUCGGCACUCCCCGUUCAUGCAAGACACCGAGGUAGCGAGGCGACGGCGCCCUGAUGUCGUGGAUGUAGCGACAUCCAACAACGUAUCGUCCUAUUCAGCAUCGUCGUCGUCGAGAGGACCGUGGGCGCAAGACGAAGUCCACCGCUUGACGCAUGCGCUCUCGAUCUUCCAUGACGGGCAGUACCACGAUAUAGCCAAGGUCAUUGGUACGCGGUCCCCGCAGCAGGUCCAAAUGUACCUUCAAAAACACCGCGACGCCCUCUCCAAACGUCAAGUGGGCCACCGACGUCGACGGAGCUGGGAGGAAGGCCAACCGACCAACAGUGCGCCACCGCCGAUGGUCCCACCGACCCCUCCCCUUCACGUCACCCCUCCUACUGCGCCGCCGUCGUCGAUGGCAAACCAACGCCAACGCCAAUCUCACCCCACGUACUUGCACCCGCCGCCGUCCCUUGCCCGGCCCACGCUUCCAUCUCCUCGACACGCGUCGUCGACGCCGCGAAACGGGACCAACCGGUCGGUGGAAUCCAUGUGCGAUUCCGUGCUCAACCAGUUUCCUGGUGCUACGUACCGCGACAAACUGCUCAACUUUUACUACAGAUUCAACCCGUCCAAAGUUCACGAAGUCGACCACAUUCUCGGCCUCUUCCGGAACCGCGAGUUGCGCCUCUUUCUCAACCUCUCGCUCAAGUAUAAACUGUCGGAAUCCAUGCCACAGGAACUCAUCACACAGCGCAUUCGUUCCCUCCAACGGACGCCCACGCCCACCGGCGCUUCUUCCGACGCCCAAGACUCCAACCUCCGCCUGCUCAGCAGCAUCGUGCCACCACCGCAAACAUUUCACGACACCAGACCAUUUCUACCAUCGCCGAUGGCACUCCAGCAACAUCAUGGUCAUGGCGGUGGGUCGUCCGUCCUGCCGACGCUACGUCCCCCGCUAGCGGCGCUCACGCCGGCCGCCACGGCUGUCUCGACCGGUCGCAGUCUGUCAGCAGCGUCGUGGUCAGCCAACACGACCCACGCAUACCACAUCUAGCUUUUUUAGGUCAUCUCUCGGUAAAAAGAAACUCCAACAUCUUCAACAACA